AUGGAAGAGGAGGGCAUUCAGGAAGGAGGACCUAUCUCAGAAACAGCGGUAGACCCACUGAUCCCAGUCCUGCGCAUCAGCCAGCUGGAUGCUCUCGAGCUUGACUCAGCCUUGGAACAGUUGCUAUGGACCCAGUUCUCCCAUUGCUUCCAGAAUUUCCGCCCGGGCCUUCUCACCCCUCUGGAGCCGGAACUGAAGGCUUUACUCCAGCUGCUCCUGUGGAGGUUCACUCUGUAUCCUGACAGCACCACAGUCGGCCAGUCUUUACUAAGCCUGCGCUACCGCAACACCUUGUCCUCAUCGAACCGCUACGAGCCUUUGUCCCACAGGCAGAAGUUGGCGCUGGUUCUACUAACAAUAGUUCCUCGUUGGAUUCAAGAGCGAUCCCACAACCUUCAAAUGUUCUUUGGUUUGACUUCAGGGGCACCAGUUUCUGAAGGCUUCCAAAAGACCCUCUGUAACUGUAUGACUCUAAUUUUCGGUGUUUCCCGCCUUGCAAGCCUUGUCAACUUUCUUGUGUUUCUAAGGAAAGGUAACCACCCUGUUCUGGCGGAAAGGAUCAUCGGAGCCCAAGCGGUUUAUAGCAAGCCUAACGUGAGCAGGGACAUUACGUAUCAAUACAUGAAUCGUGAGCUACUGUGGCACGGCUUUGCAGAGUUCCUCAUUUUCCUGUUGCCACUGAUUAACAUGGGGAAACUGAAGGCUACCGUAUAUUCAAUGGUGUUUGGGGGAGACAAAAGCGAAGCGGACGUUGCACGGAAUAAAGAGGGAGCGUGGAAAAACUGCACGCUGUGUGGUGAUUGGCCCACCAUGCCUCAUACCCUUGGCUGUCCACAUAUUUUCUGCUACUACUGUAUUAAAAGUCAUAGCAUUGCAAAUAAUUGCAUCACCUGUCCCAAAUGUGGGGCAGAGGCAAGACAACUGGAGCCUGUCAAAAUCGAGGCAUUUGACAGACAUUAG
Nerophis lumbriciformis (worm pipefish) is the source of this 960-nucleotide messenger RNA. The record is from RefSeq and is a predicted model, not a curated record. Lineage: Eukaryota; Metazoa; Chordata; Actinopteri; Syngnathiformes; Syngnathidae.